Molecule: messenger RNA, 1515 nt
Organism: Durotheca rogersii
Lineage: Eukaryota; Fungi; Ascomycota; Sordariomycetes; Xylariales; Xylariaceae
Product: MFS general substrate transporter
Exons: 6
Coding region: 1-1515 (504 amino acids)
Biological process (GO): transmembrane transport
Cellular component (GO): plasma membrane
Molecular function (GO): transmembrane transporter activity
Source: RefSeq, a predicted model, not a curated record
AUGGCUAACUCUACUCUCCUCGUAGCCCAAGCCCCGAGCGACACGGAAAAAAGUGCUGGGGACGUGAUAGGAGGCAAUUCCUACCAUCCCGGCAAUGCCGACUCUGAUAACGAUGGACUUGACGUACCAUGUCCGCCUCACACCACAGAACGGAAGCUCAUGACCCGGGUAGACUGGAGAUUGAUUCCGUUCCUGUGUGUUCUAUAUUUGCUGGCCUUCCUGGACAGGGUUAACAUUGCCAAUGCGAGGUCUUUCAGCCUAGUAGAGGAUCUGCACCUUGAGAAUCAUCAGUACAAUACCGCUCUCACCAUGUUCUUUGUGCCGUAUAUCAUUUUUGAAAUCCCGAGCAAUAUCUUGCUGAAACGGUUCUCGCCCCGGAUCUGGCUCUCCACCUGUAUGAUGGGAUUCGGCCUUGCUUCUGUGGGCCAGGGCCUCGUGCAGAACUACUCCGGUCUGCUUGCGACACGGUUCUUCCUGGGACUCUUUGAGUGUGGGAUGUUUCCUGGAUGCUUCUAUCUCAUCAGCAUGUGGUAUAAAAGGAGUGAAUCGCAGAAGCGCUACUCUUUGUUCUUCUCAUCCACCUCGCUGGCUGGUGCGUUCGGAGGUCUCCUGGCUUCUGCCAUAGGAAAGAUGGACGGCAUGCGCGGGUAUCACGGCUGGCGAUGGAUUUUCUUACUAGAAGGCGUCCUUACAUGCCUAGUCGCGAUCUUCUUUUUCUUCGUCUUCCCCACCUUUCCGGAGGAGGCUAAGUGGCUAACCGAGGAGGAGCGUGACUACAUAAAAGCUCGCCUCCAAGCCGACCAAGGCCACAAUGCCGCAGAGCGAACCAUCACAUUCGGGGAUGUUUUAACUGUCAUGAAAGACCACCGUGUCUGGCUUGGCGGCUUCAUGUACUUCGGACUGAUAGUUCCCGCGUACGGCUACGCAUUUUUCGCGCCGACGAUCAUUUCGACGUACCGCUAUGAUGCUAUUCAGACCCAGUUACAUAGCGUGCCUCCCUGGGCGGUCUCGUUUACCUUUUCCCUCAUAACGGCUACGAUAUCCGACUGGACACGUCACCGAGCGGCUUUCGCGCUCCUACCCCUUAGCCUAGGCCUCGCAGGUUUCGCCACCCUCCUCAAGGUCCACGACAACACCCCCGUUCAGUACGCGAUGCUUUGCUUCGUCACGAUGGGUACCUACAGCGUGUUGCCGAUUACGGUCUGUUGGUUUAGCAUGAAUCUCGGCGGCCAUCACCGUAGGGCUAUAGGCACUGCGUGGCAGAUAGGCUUCGGGAAUAUCGGCGGUAUCAUAGCAACCUUUGCGUUCCUUAGUGCCGACGCGCCGUUGUUUACGAAAGGUUAUUCGAUUUGUCUGGGAUUCACCUGCCUGAGCGGCGUCGCUUCGCUCCUAUAUCUCAUAUCGAUCUACCUGGAGAACCAGAGGAGAGCCAAGGCCGUUAGGAACGUAGGGCUGUCCGACUACGAGAAAUCAGAGCUGGGUGAUCUGAACCCCGAGUUUAGAUACAUGUACUAG